Suncus etruscus (white-toothed pygmy shrew) is the source of this 3892-nucleotide messenger RNA. RefSeq names its product ADAM metallopeptidase with thrombospondin type 1 motif 18 (gene ADAMTS18). Gene Ontology annotation, cellular component: extracellular matrix. Gene Ontology annotation, biological process: extracellular matrix organization; proteolysis. Gene Ontology annotation, molecular function: metalloendopeptidase activity. The transcript is spliced from 23 exons. Lineage: Eukaryota; Metazoa; Chordata; Mammalia; Eulipotyphla; Soricidae. The record is from RefSeq and is a predicted model, not a curated record. The coding region runs from base 67 to 3717 and encodes 1216 amino acids.
UGGCGCCGCACCUGGAGCGCCGCGCUCCGGGCGGGCGGGGAGAAUGCGCGCCGCCCGCACCUGACCAUGGAGUGCGCCCUGCUACUCGCGUGCGUCCUCUCCGCCGCCGGCUCGGGACCGCCGUGGGCGUCCGUGAGGCUGGGGCGCGUGUUCCAGGCGCUCCAGCUGUGCUGCCUGUGCUGUGCGGCGGGCGCCGCAGCCUUAGCCAGCGACAGCAGCGGCGGCGGAUUGAACGAUGAUUAUGUCUUUGUCAUCCCCGUGGAAGUGGACUCGAGUGGCACCUACAUUUCCCACGACAUUUUGCACAGCGGUCGGACAAAGCGCUGGGCACUGAGCCCCAGCCGCUCCCGGCAUUACCGAUUUUCAGCAUUUGGACAGGAGCUGCACUUGGAGCUGAAGCCAGCGGCAAUCCUGAGCAGUCACUUCAACGUCCAGGUCCUGGGAAAGAACGGCACCCCAGAGCCCCAUGAGCCCCAGGUGCCUCGCUGUUUCUAUCAGGGAUUUAUCCGCAAUGACAGCACCUCCGCCGUUGCCGUGUCUACGUGUGCCGGCCUGUCUGGGCUCAUCAGAACACAGAGACAUGAAUUCCUCAUCUCGCCAUUACCGCCGCGCCUGGCUCAGGAGCACAAUUUCAGCUCUCCUAUGGGCCACCAUCCACAUGUGCUGUACAAACGGACAGCUGAGGAGAGAGUGCAGCGAGGCCACAGCCCCCCGAGUUCUGGCCGCCCCCCAAACCCUGCAUUCCACAUGUCUCUGGAGCCACAGAACCAGCUUCCCCCUCCAAGGUGGCAAAAGCAGCAUUUUUGUGGACGACGCAAGAAAUAUGCCCCCAAGCCACCCACACAGGACACCUAUCUCAGGUUUGAUGAAUAUGGGAGCACAGGAAGACCUAGAAGAUCAGCUGGGAAGACACAAAAGGGCUUAAAUGUGGAAACCCUUGUGGUAGCUGACAAGAAAAUGGUGGAAAAACAUGGCAAAGGCAAUGUCACCACAUACAUUCUCACAGUCAUGAAUAUGGUUUCCAGCCUAUUUAAAGAUGGGACCAUUGGGAGUGAUAUCAACAUUGUUGUAGUAAGUCUCAUUCUUCUGGAGCAAGACCCCGGAGGAUUAUUGAUCAAUCAUCAUGCAGACCAGUCUCUGAAUAGUUUUUGUCAGUGGCAGUCUGCCCUCAUUGGAAAGAAUGGCAAAAGGCAUGACCAUGCCAUCUUACUCACUGGAUUUGAUAUUUGUUCCUGGAAGAAUGAACCAUGUGACACUUUAGGGUUUGCCCCCAUCAAUGGAAUGUGUAGUAAGUACCGAAGUUGUACCAUCAAUGAAGACACAGGUCUCGGCCUGGCCUUCACCAUCGCUCAUGAAUCAGGGCACAACUUUGGUAUGAUUCAUGAUGGGGAAGGCAACCCCUGCAGAAAGGCAGAAGGCAACAUCAUGUCUCCCACUCUGACAGGUAACAAUGGCGUCUUCUCCUGGUCUUCAUGCAGCCGACAGUAUCUCAAGAAAUUCCUCAGUACCCCUCAAGCUGGGUGUCUGGUGGAUGAGCCCAAGCAAACGGGACAAUAUAAAUAUCCGGACAAACUACCAGGACAGAUUUAUGAUGCCGACACACAGUGCAAGUGGCAAUUUGGAGCAAAAGCCAAGUUAUGCAGCCUUGGUUUUGCAAAGGACAUUUGCAAAUCACUUUGGUGCCACCGAGUGGGCCAUAGGUGUGAGACCAAGUUCAUGCCUGCAGCGGAGGGGACCAUGUGUGGCUUGAGCAUGUGGUGCCGGCAAGGCCAGUGUGUGAAGUUGGGUGAGCUGGGGCCCCGGCCCAUUCAUGGCCAGUGGUCUGCCUGGUCCAAUUGGACAGAAUGUUCACGGACAUGUGGUGGAGGAGUCCAGUAUCAAGAGAGACACUGCAAUAGUCCCAGGCCUCAGUAUGGCGGCAGGUUCUGUCCAGGGUUGAGCCGUCUUUACAAGCUGUGUAACACGGACCCUUGCCAUAAAAAUAGCCUGGAUUUCCGAGCCCAGCAGUGUGCAGAAUAUAACACCAAGCCUUUCCGGGGAUGGUUCUAUCAGUGGAAACCUUACACCAAGGUAGAAGUGGAAGACCGGUGUAAACUGUACUGCAAGGCUGAGAACUUUGAAUUUUUUUUUGCCAUGUCUGGCAAGGUGAAGGAUGGAACUCCUUGCUCUCCCCACAAAAAUGAUGUUUGCAUCGAUGGGAUUUGUGAACCAGUGGGAUGUGACCAUGAACUUGGCUCUAAAGCAGUAUUGGAUGCCUGUGGUGUUUGCAAAGGUGAUAAUUCUACAUGCAAGUUCUACAAAGGCCUGUACCUCAACCAGCACAAGGCAAAUGAGUAUUAUCCAGUGGUGACCGUCCCCGCGGGGGCUCGGAGCAUCGAGAUUCAGGAGCUUCAGAUCUCCUCGAGCUACCUGGCUGUUCGGAGCCUCAGCCACAAGUAUUACCUCACAGGAAGCUGGAACAUUGACUGGCCUGGGGAGUUCCCUUUUGCCGGGACCACAUUCGAAUACCAGCGCCCCUACAAUCACCCAGAACGCCUGUCUGCACUGGGACCCACCAACGAGACUCUGGUCUUUGAAAUUCUGAUGCAAGGCAAAAACCCAGGGGUGUCCUGGAAAUACACGCUCCCCAAGGCCGUCAACCGAACACAGCCCACACUGGAGAGACACAUGCACUCCUGGCGUGCCUCGAAGGCCGACUGCUCAGUCUCCUGUGGAGGAGGUUACAUAAGCAUAAAGGCCAUCUGCUUGCGAGAUCAAAAGACGCCAGUCAACUCCUCAUUCUGCAAUCCAAGAACCAAGCCGGCCAUUGAACCUAAAAUAUGCAAUGCUUUCUCCUGCCCUGCUUACUGGAAGCCAGGUGAAUGGAGUGAAUGCAGCAGGUCAUGUGCAGGAGGCCAGCAGAGUCGGAAGAUCCAGUGCAUGCAGAAGCAGCCCUUCCGGCGGGAGGAAGCCGUGGUCCAUUCUCUCUGCCCUGUGAGCACGCCCACUCAGAUGCAAGUCUGCAACACUCACGCCUGCCCCCCGGCAUGGAGCUCUGGGCCCUGGUCACAGUGUUCCAAGACCUGCGGGCGUGGGGUCCGGAAACGGGAGAUCUUGUGCCAGCGGCCCUCCUUGCCAGGGAGCUUGCCAGAGAGCCUGUGUACCGCCAGCCCGCGGCCAGCAUCGCAGGAAGGCUGUGUCCUGCAAAGGUGUCCGAAAAACACCCGGCUGCAGUGGACUGUGUCCUCGUGGAGCCAGUGCUCCACCACCUGCGGUCAAGGGGUGCGGCAGCGGGAACUGCAAUGCAGCGAGAAGGCCUUGCAGGAAAAGCUGCUGAAGUUCCCGGAGCGGAGGUGCCGCCAUGUGAAAAAACCACUGGUGGACUUGCAGGAACCUUGCAGCCGCGGGCCAUGUCCUGCUAGGCCAGCCUACAACGGGGUGGCGGCUGUGUGGUACCCAUCGCCAUGGCAACAGUGCACAGUCACCUGUGGAGGGGGAGUCCAGACAAGAGCUGUCCACUGUGUUCAGCAUGACCGGCCUUCAUUAGGUUGCCCACUUCGACAGAAGCCACCCGUGCUGCGAGCAUGUAAUACCAACUUCUGCCCAGUACCCGGGAAGCGAGAAGAUCCUUCCUGUGUCGAUUUCUUCAGCUGGUGUCCACUGGUUCCUCAACAUGGCGUCUGCAAUCACAAGUUUUAUGGCAAACAAUGCUGCAGGUCAUGCACACGCAAAAGCUGAGCCCUGCAAGCCCCCUUCAUCACUGCCAGGCCAGCGUCCUGCCUGUCCCCUCCAAAGAGCCAGGGCUCUUUGUGUGCUGAGCACCCAAAAACCACUCCCCUGACCCCCAGACCUCCCCAGGAGCAGCUGCUGGUAUUGAGGUGGCAGCUCAACCUCAUCAGCUCCCUGAAGCACA